AUGUACGAAAAAAUAAACAGAGUUUACGCGUCAGCUAACAUGAAUUUGCAAAUUAUAUUUCCGUCAGCGGAUACUAGCGAGACGGAUCCUGAUCAAGAAAUUUUGGUUAAUGUAGAAAAAAAUUCCGAAAAAAUAAAAGAGCUGUUGAUUGUAGUCCUUACAUUAAUAAUGAUGCCAAAUACGGAUACAUAA
This is a messenger RNA of Paraglomus occultum, 192 nucleotides long. The record is from the annotation of a GenBank genome assembly. NCBI's taxonomy places the organism in Eukaryota, Fungi, Glomeromycota, Glomeromycetes, Paraglomerales, Paraglomeraceae.